CGCAGCCGCCGCCCGCCCGCCCGCCGCCCCGCCCGGCCGCUUCCACCACCGUUCGGCAAGAUGUCGGUGAAGGAGGGUGCCCAGCGCAAGUGGGCAGCGCUGAAGGAGAAGCUGGGGCCGCCGGACUCGGACCCCACCGAGGCCAACCUGGAGAGCGCCGACCCCGAGCUGUGCAUCCGGCUGCUGCAGGUGCCCUCGGUGGUCAACUACUCGGGCCUGCGCAAGCGCCUGGAGAGCAGCGACGGCGGCUGGAUGGUGCAGUUCCUGGAGCAGAGCGGCCUGGACCUGCUGCUGGAGGCGCUGGCCCGGCUGGCCGGCCGCGGCGUGGCCCGCAUCGCCGACGCCCUGCUGCAGCUCACCUGCAUCAGCUGCGUGCGCGCCGUCAUGAACUCCCGGCAGGGCCUCGAGUACAUCCUCAGCAACCCGGGCUACGUGCGCCAGCUCUCUCUGGCCCUGGACACGUCCAACGUGAUGGUCAAAAAGCAGGUGUUUGAGCUGCUGGCUGCCCUGUGCAUCUACUCCCCCGAGGGCCACGCCCUGACGCUGGACGCCCUGGACCAUUACAAGACGGUGUGCGGCCAGCAGUACCGCUUCAGCGUCAUCAUGAGCGAACUUUCCGACAGCGACAACGUGCCCUACGUGGUCACUCUGCUGAGCGUGGUCAACGCCAUCAUCCUGGGCCCCGAGGCCCUGCGGGCCCGCACCCAGCUGCGCGGCGAGUUCAUCGGGCUGCAGCUGCUGGACGUUCUGACCCGGCUUCGGGACCUGGAGGACGCUGACCUGCUGAUCCAGCUGGAGGCCUUCGAGGAGGCCCGGGCCGAGGACGAGGAGGAGCUGCAGCGCAGCUGCGGGGGGCUGGACAUGAGCAGCCACCAGGAGGUCUUCACCUCGCUCUUCCACAAGGUGAGCUGCUCCCCCGCCUCGGCCCAGCUGCUGUCGGUGCUGCAGGGCCUCCUGCAUCUGGAGCCCACGCGCCGCCCGGGCCAGCUGCUCUGGGAGGCCCUGGAGAGCCUGGUGAACCGGGCCGUGCUCCUGGCCAGCGACGCCCAGGGGUGCCCCUCGGAGGAGGUGGUGGAACGGCUCCUGUCCGUGAAAGGCCGGCCCCGACCCAGCCCUCGGGACAAGGCCCACAAGGGCGUCCAGGCCAACCUAGGCCCGAGCCCCAGAGACGUGGCCGCCCCGCCGGGCCCGCAGCCGGGCCUGGCUCCCACGGGCCCGCGCCCGCAGACCGCCGGCAGCCAGCCAGCCCCGCGGCCCUCGGGCCUGCCGCGCUCCCCCCUCCCCGGCCCCCCCCCUCCCCCGGCGUCCGGCCCCCCUCCGCCUCCGCCUCCGCCUCCCCCCCCUCCACCCCUGCCAGGCCCGGGGGGAGCGUUUACCUCAGCGCCCCCUCCACCCCCUCCGCCCCCCCUGCCAGGCCCCGGGGGGGCGUUUACCUCAGCGCCCCCUCCACCCCCGCCACCCCCCCUGCCAGGCCCCGGGGGGGCGUUUACCUCAGCGCCCCCUCCACCCCCGCCACCCCCCCCUGCCGGCCCCGGGGGGGCGUUUACCUCAGCGCCCCCUCCACCCCCACUGCCAGGCCCCGGGGGGCCGUUUACCUCAGCGCCCCCUCCACCCCCUCCGCCCCCCCUGCCAGGCCCCGGGGGGGCGUUUACCUCAGCGCCCCCUCCACCCCCUCCGCCCCCCCUGCCAGGCCCCGGGUGCUUCCCCCCUCCGCCGCCCCCGCUGCCCGGGGCGCCCGCCCCCUCCCCGGCGGGUGGCGUGGAGGACAUCCUCGUGGCCCAGGUGGACCACGGCCUGGGCUCGGCCUGGGUCCCCAGCCACCUGCGGGUGACGCCGCCCACGCUGCGCAUGAAGAAGCUCAACUGGCAGAAGCUGCCCUCCAACGUGGCCCGAGAGCGCAACUCCAUGUGGGCCGCGCUGAGCAGCCCUGGCGCGGAGCUGGUGGAGCCCGACCUCUCCAGCAUCGAGCGGCUCUUCUGCUUCCCCGUGGCCAAGCCCAAGGAGCCCUCCGCUGCCCCCGCCAGAAAGGAGCCCAAGGAGGUCACUUUUCUGGACUCCAAGAAGAGCCUGAACCUCAACAUCUUCCUGAAGCAGUUUAAGUGCUCCAACGAGGAAGUCACCGCCAUGCUCCGGGCUGGGGACACCACCAAGUUUGAUGUCGAGAUCCUCAAGCAACUCCUGAAGCUCCUUCCGGAGAAACACGAGACGGAGAACCUGCGGGCCUUCGCGCAAGAGCGGGCCAGGCUGGCCAGUGCCGACCAGUUCUACGUCCUCCUGCUGGACAUCCCGUGCUACCAGCUGAGGGUGGAGUGCAUGCUGCUGUGUGAGGGCACCGCCCUCGUGCUGGACAUGGUGCGGCCCAAGGCUCAGCUGGUGCUCGGCGCCUGCCAGGGCCUGCUCACCAGCCACCGGCUGCCCGUCUUCUGCCAGCUGAUCCUGAAGAUCGGGAAUUUCCUCAACUACGGCAGCCACACGGGAAACGCGGACGGCUUCAAGAUCAGCACCCUGCUGAAGCUCACCGAGACCAAGUCCCAGCACAGCCGCGUGACCCUGCUCCACCACGUGCUGGAGGAGGUGGAGAGGAGCCACCCAGACCUCCUGCAGCUGCCCCAGGACCUGGAGCUGCCCGCCCGGGCCGCGGGGAUCAAUGUGGAAAUCAUUCGCUCAGAAGCCAGUGCCAACCUGAAGAAGCUUCUAGAGACAGAGCGGAAGGUGUCCAUGUCCGUCCCCGAGGUGCAGGAGCAGUACUCGGAACGCCUGAAGGCCAGCAUCGCGGCCUGCAGGGCUCUGGACGAGGUGUUCGAGGCCAUCGAGCAGAAGAAGGUGGCGCUGGCCGACUACCUGUGUGAGGAGCCCCGGCAGCUGUCCCUGGAGGACACGUUCUGCACCAUGAAGGCCUUCCGGGACCUCUUCACCCGGGCCCUGAAGGAGAACAAGGACCGGAAGGAGCAACUGGCGAAGGCGGAGCGGAGGAAGCAGCAGCUGGCAGAGGAGGAGGCGCGGAGGCCGAGGGGCGAGGACGGGAAGCCUGUGCGGAAGGGGCCUGGCCGGCAGGAGGAGGUGUGCGUCAUCGACGCCUUGCUGGCGGACAUCAGGAAGGGUUUCCAGCUGCGGAAGACGGCGCGCGGGGGCCGGGGCGACGCGGAGCCCGGCGGCAGGGGGGCCCCGGCCGGCCCCCCACGGGCCACAGAGCCUGCCGCGAAGGCGUCGGAGCCAGGCCGGGCCGGUGGGACGGGCCACGCCGCCUCGGAGCCAGGCGCCCGGGCGCCGCCCCCGGCCGCCGAGCCCCAGGGCCGGGACCUCGUGGACGCCGCGAGCCCCGGGGAGCCCGGCCCCCCCGCCCUGGAGAGGCAGACCUCCUGGUACGAGGACGCCAGCGACGUCCGUCCUGAAGACGCCCCGAGCUUCCGGCCCGCCCAGGGGGCCUGGCCCGUGACGCUGGGCGACGCCCAGGCCCUGCACCCUGCCGAGUUCAGCAGCGCACCCCCGGCCCAGAGUGCACCCCCGGAGGCCGAGGCCCCGAGCACGCGCCGGGGCCCCCGCGAGACGAGACGAGGACACACCGCCCCGGAGUCCGUGCUGGACACGUCCCCGGACAAGUCCUUCUCUGAAGACGCCGUGACGGACUCUUCGGGGUCGGGGACCCUGCCCAGGGCCCGGGGCCGGACCUCGAAGGGGACCGGCAAGCGAAGGAAGAAGCGUCCUUCAAGGAGCCAGGAAGCAGAGGUUGCCCCCGGCUCUGACGGUAGUAAAUCAAAAGGGCCGUGUGCCCUGCAGUGAGGCCUCAGGCCCAGGCCCAAAGCCAAGGUGAGCGGCG
Perognathus longimembris pacificus (Pacific pocket mouse) is the source of this 3817-nucleotide messenger RNA. Its product is annotated as inverted formin-2-like. NCBI's taxonomy places the organism in Eukaryota, Metazoa, Chordata, Mammalia, Rodentia, Heteromyidae. Gene Ontology annotation, molecular function: actin binding; small GTPase binding. Gene Ontology annotation, biological process: actin cytoskeleton organization. The record is from RefSeq and is a predicted model, not a curated record.